AUGACUCCGCAAAUCAUACAUCUGCCGGACGGGCAGAAGUUCACCGUCAUACCCGUCUUCGCAGGUCUCUUUUUUAAGCCGCACGACCUGAAUACGCACAACAACCCCUUUCCCAUCGGCUGGACCGUUGUAUUGAACACUGAGGAUGAAGAGCUCGCGUUUAACGAUGUUGAUAGCCAUCGCAGCGAGGAGGACCGUACACAUGCCCGCCACCGUCACACACACGGCUUCAGGCAACCCACGCUGCAGAAUGACAACCUCUUUAUCUCAUCUAUAUCACAGCCCUCUAGCACCGACUUUAAGCCCGCCGCUAGUCCAACCCGUCAGAUUGCCAUGAUGCUUUGGGUCACGCUUUACUGGUACUUCCAUCAACCCCAGCCGUCGCCCUACCUUACGACUGACGCAUCCCGACUCACUCCCGAGGAAGCGCGACCCAAGGGCGAAUGGCGCAUCAACAUCAAGCGCGAUGGUGUCCUCCGCAGCAAGAACUUGAUGCCGAAGCUGGAGCGCAUGGGUCUGCUCUCAUCGCUGGACUCUGCAGUGGGGACAAACCUCGAGGACGACGGCGAGGAAUGGUCGCAGAUGUUUGUCUCGCGUCGCACGUUCUGGCAGAUCCCGGGGCGACUGUUCCUGUUCACCCUGCAGCGCAGAGGCGCCACAUCGUCCUAUAUCGAGUCUCCGGCCAGCAGCCGCCCGACUUCGCCAGCUCACACCGAAUCAAUCCACUCACGGCAUCACACACCCAUCCACUCCCCCCACCAGUCCAUGGGGACUCACUUUGAGACAGACGUACCAGGUCCACCUCCGAACUUCCCCAUCGGGCCGUUCUACUCGAGCUCCCAUCUCCCGACAUACUACCCGCCGCCGGCUUUGAUGUAUACCAUCACUAAAGGCAUUCGGCACCCCGUCCGUCGAAAGCCAGGCCGCAUGGGCGAAGUCUUUUACUCCCGCUUCGUGCCGAGCGUGGGACAGUACCUGUCGUUCCGGGUCGCAUCCUUUGCGCCGGAACCCGUUCCCUACCUCGGUCCCGUGGGACCGAAGCCCGCCGAGAACAGCCACCUCACGGCGCUCUCCGAUUCGGCUCUGCUACAGUCCUGGAUGUCGAACCCGCGCGUCCAGAAGUUCUGGGGAGAUUACGCGCCCGACUUCCUGAGCAACGUCCUAAGCUCGAAGCACUCUUUCCCCGUCAUUGGUAUGUGGGAUGGGGUGCCGUUUGGGUACUUUGAGAUUUACUGGGUUAAGGAGGAUAUUCUCGGCCAGAAGCUGGGUAGCGACGCCGGAGACUACGACCGGGGUGUCCAUGUCUUUGUCGGAGAGGAGUGGGCCCGGGGUCGGGUGCCGGCGUGGCUCUCCAGCUUGGUGCACUGGUGCCUGACGGACGACUACCGUACGAUGCAUGUCUGUCUGGAGCCGCGGAUAGACAACGUGAGGUUUCACAAGCAUUUGCAAAAGGCUGGGUUUGCCAAGGAGCGAGAAAUUGCCUUCUCCCACAAGCAGUCUUACUUGAUGAAGUUGAACAGAGACGCAUGGGAGGGACCAGCCUUGUGA
Colletotrichum graminicola M1.001 is the source of this 1548-nucleotide messenger RNA. RefSeq lists its product as uncharacterized. The record is from RefSeq and is a predicted model, not a curated record. NCBI's taxonomy places the organism in Eukaryota, Fungi, Ascomycota, Sordariomycetes, Glomerellales, Glomerellaceae. The transcript is spliced from 2 exons. Gene Ontology annotation, biological process: siderophore biosynthetic process. The coding region runs from base 1 to 1548 and encodes 515 amino acids.